AUGAAUCCUUUAAAUUACUACGAAAUUUUAAACAGCAGAAGCUCAGAUAGUAUUCAAACCAUUAAAGAAAAUUAUCAAAAAUUAAUACUUCUGCAUCAUCCUGAUAAAAAGUUAGUAAAUAAAGCUUGGAAUGUUUUAAGAGAUCCUAUAAAACGGAAACAAUAUGAUGCAUUGAUUUAUGAAAACGAAAUAAGUUUGUGUAAUAAUGUUUUUGCUGAGUUGGACUUCACGGAAUUGAAGGAAAAUUAUGAAACAGAUUCUUCAAAAUUUUGGACUUAUCAGUGUCGGUGCGGAGGAAGUUAUAUUUUUGAAGAUUUAAAACAAUUAGAUUUACAUAAACUUAUUGAAAUCGAGUGUAAUGAAUGUUCCUUAAUUAUAAGAGUUUCAAGAAAAUGA
Messenger RNA from Condylostylus longicornis, 396 nucleotides. RefSeq names its product dnaJ homolog subfamily C member 24 (gene Dph4). The transcript has 2 exons. NCBI's taxonomy places the organism in Eukaryota, Metazoa, Arthropoda, Insecta, Diptera, Dolichopodidae. Gene Ontology annotation, molecular function: ferrous iron binding; ATPase activator activity. Gene Ontology annotation, biological process: positive regulation of ATP-dependent activity. The record is from RefSeq and is a predicted model, not a curated record. Bases 1 to 396 code for a protein of 131 amino acids.